AUGGAAGAUGCGGUCGACAUGAGGGAGGACAUUGCAGGCUUUCGCCUCUUUGUUGUAUACGACGGGCAUGCCGAGCAAGAAGCGGUGUCCGUCGUGAAGCAGAUCCUGCCCAACAUCCUUGCAAGCCACCUCCAAGAUGAAGCGGAUGUAGAGACGGGCAUCUGCAAGGCCUUUGGGGCAGUCGAUGCGGAAGUUGCCAAAUCUCUGGUGGAAAAAGAGAUCAAAGAGUCGGAUCUGAAGGUCUCUUCAGGAACGGUGGCGUGCAUAGCGCUGGUCCGGGGAAAGGAGCUCUGGGUAGCAAACCUCGGGGAUUGCCGUGCAGUGCUCUGUAAGGAGGGCACGAAGGCCCAUACCAUCUCGGUAGACCACUGA
Messenger RNA from Symbiodinium pilosum, 372 nucleotides. NCBI's taxonomy places the organism in Eukaryota, Dinophyceae, Suessiales, Symbiodiniaceae. The record is from the annotation of a GenBank genome assembly.